Schistocerca americana (American grasshopper) is the source of this 598-nucleotide messenger RNA. RefSeq names its product venom carboxylesterase-6-like. NCBI's taxonomy places the organism in Eukaryota, Metazoa, Arthropoda, Insecta, Orthoptera, Acrididae. The record is from RefSeq and is a predicted model, not a curated record. The coding region runs from base 80 to 598 and encodes 172 amino acids. The transcript is spliced from 4 exons.
AGUGUGUGUGACUCUCUACACAAAUGGGCCAUUAUAAAAUUGUUUCUUCAGCUUGAAUCAACGUGAUGCUCCUGGCAACAUGGGGCUCUACGACCAGGUGAUGGCGCUCCAGUGGGUGAAAGACUACAUCAAAUAUUUUCACGGUGAUCGGUUUCGCGUCACUAUUAUGGGCGAGGGAGCAGGCGGUGCCUGUGUUCACUUGCAUCUCUUCUCUCCAAUGUCUAGAGGUUUGUUCUCACGGGCCAUUUCGCAGUCUGGUGUAGCGUUCAACUCAUGGGCGCUCAUGAACGACAUGGUUAACACGUCUAAGACACAUGCGGCAUUCCUUGGUUGUAACAAAGAAAAAGAUUCUAUGACUAUGAAAUGUCUGAGGCAAGUCGAGGCAGAACAAAUUGUGAACUCUACCAAAGGACUGCAUUUCUGGCUGCAGGAGCCGCUUGUGAUCUACAGACCUAUGGUCCAGGAAGGCAGACUUGGAAGGGAUAUUUUCCUGCGACGUGAUCCAAUGGACUUACUGUUGCGAAGGGAGUUCCAUAAUGUACCCUGGCUUGUGGGUGUUGUUAAGACGCCGGGAUUCUUCCAUGCUAGGCGUGAGUAG